AUGUCGGACGAACAGAAGGCGCAGUAUACCUCGCUGGAGGAGAUCGAUCAGAUGCAUGCAGCCCUGCGCGCCGGGUUCCGCAGCGGCAAGAUGAAGUCCAUCGCGGCGCGGCGCACCCAGCUCACCCAGCUGGGCUACCUCGUGCAGGACAACAUGGAGCGCUUCAAAGAGGCGUUCGCGGCGGACCUGGGGCGGCACCCCAUGGAGGCUUCCUUCCUGGACCUGCUUCCGACGUUGAGCGACACCAAGAUUGCCAUUGACCGCGUGGAGAAAUGGGCGCGCACCGAGCGCGCGCCGUUCUCGCUCAACUUCGCGGCAACACGCCCCGUCAUUCGCAAGGAACCCAAGGGUGUCGUGCUCAUCAUCGCGCCCUUCAACUACCCCGUCUGGCUCACAUUUGGCCCGCUCAUCGGCGCACUCGCAGCAGGCAACUGCGCCGUCCUCAAGCCCUCGGAGCUCUCGUGGAACGUGACGAAGCUCAUGGCGGAGCUCGUGCCCAAAUACCUCGACCAGGACGUCGUGCGCGUCGUCCUCGGCGCCGUGCCCGAGACGACGAAGCUGCUCGAGCUGCCGUGGGACCAUAUCCUGUAUACCGGCUCCGGGCGCGUCGGUAAGAUCGUGAACAUGGCAGGUGCGAAGACGUUCUCGCCCGUCUCGCUCGAGCUCGGCGGGAAGAGCCCCGCGGUUAUCGACCCCAAGUGCGAUAUGCGCACGGCGGCGAAGCGGAUUCUGUGGGGCAAGGUGGCGAACGCGGGGCAGACGUGUGUUGCGCCGGACUAUGUGCUUAUUGAGCGCGGGGCGGAGGAUAAGUUUGUCGAGGCGUUGAAGGAAGCUCACAAGUCGUUCUUCCCGGACAAGUCAUACAAGGAGAUGAGCCGCAUCGUCGCCCCCAGCCACUUCAACCGGCUCAAGGGCCUCGUCGAGAACACCCAAGGCACUGUCGUCCUUGGUGGUUUGGAUGAGAUGGACGAGGCAGGCAAGCUCAUCACGCCCACCAUCGUUCGUGGCGUCAAGGAAGACGACUCACUCAUGAGCGAGGAAAUCUUUGGGCCAGUCCUGCCGAUCCUACCUGUCGACAACGUCGAUGAUGCUCUCGAGUACAUCAAUAAGCACGAUCACCCGCUGGCCUUGUACGUCUUCACCCAGGACGCGGCUUUCAAGGCCAAGGUCUUCGACAACACUACGAGUGGCUCCGCUGUUGCGAACGAAGUUCUGCUCCAGUGCGCCACUGACGGUCUUCCGUUCGGUGGCAUCGGCCCCAGUGGGAACGGAUACCAGACGCGCAAAUACGCGUUCGACAUGUUCACGCACCUCCGUGCGUCGCUCGACUCGCCGUCCUGGCUCGACAAGAUCAUGGGCGCUCGCUACCCGCCGUACACUGUACGUUUCUUCUCUUGCACACCGCCAUAUUAUUCAUAUCUCUCAUUUCGCAUGACAUGCAGUCUAAGAAGCUAG
Coniophora puteana RWD-64-598 SS2 is the source of this 1455-nucleotide messenger RNA. RefSeq names its product NAD-dependent aldehyde dehydrogenase. Gene Ontology annotation, cellular component: cytoplasm. Gene Ontology annotation, molecular function: aldehyde dehydrogenase (NAD+) activity. The transcript is spliced from 8 exons. The record is from RefSeq and is a predicted model, not a curated record. The coding region runs from base 1 to 1455 and encodes 484 amino acids. Gene Ontology annotation, biological process: aldehyde metabolic process. Lineage: Eukaryota; Fungi; Basidiomycota; Agaricomycetes; Boletales; Coniophoraceae.